GAGACCAAACAAGAUGAGACCAAACCAAAAUAAUAUACUGAGCACAGAAUCUUAAACUGAAAACAAUCAAAACAAUAUUUUAGCUCUUAAAAAGUUUAAAAAGUGUUUCAUAAUAGUUGAUCUGAUUGUCAUUUCAUUAUGCACAUUUAUUUACAUGUACUGCAUAGACUCCUGCAAUAAAAAUGCAACUCUUUGAAGUCUUUUUCCUUUUCCUUUGGUCCAAUAGUCUAUGAAGGGUGAUGGCACCUGUAUUAGAGCUGCUUUAUAAUAUUCUAGAUGACCUGAAACAAGAAAAUCUGAAGAGAUUUAGGAGUCUUUUACAGCAAGAUGGGCGCAUUGGAGCUGGUAAACUCGAGAAUGCUGAUGUCACUGACACAGUGGAUAAGAUGGUGGACAGUUAUGGACCGGAAGAAGCUGUGGAGAUCACAAUGAACAUCCUGAGAAGGAUAAACCAGAACCAGCUGGCUUUAGAUUUAGAGAACAAGUACAAAGAAGUGCUUAAUUCAUUAGAAGCGUCUGAGAAACACACAAGAAAACAAGAGGAUUUCUGGCUGCAGGAACUCUUGAAAACUCACAAAAAGAACAUGAAGGAGAAAGUUAGAAACACAUUUUUGAUGAAAAAAAGAAAAAAAAGAGUGCAUCUCACAGAUGCUUAUACAGACCUCUUCAUUACAGAGGGGGAUAUUAAUGAAGUCAAUCAUGAACAUGAGAUUCUGAAGAUUGAUAAUGCCUUUAAACCCCAGAAAUCACAGGACAGGCCAAUCAAAUGCAAUGAUGUAUUUAGUCUGAACAAAAAGAAGAAAAAGAUUGUGCUCACCAAAGGCAUCGCUGGCAUUGGAAAAACCAUUUCAGUGCACAAAUUCAUUUUGGACUGGACAGAAGGAAAAGCCAAUCAGGAUAUUGACUUUGUGUUCCUACUUCCAUUACGAAAGAUAAACUGCAUCAAAGACAGAGAGAUCAAUCUGCAUGAGAUUCUACAAAUAUUUAAUCCUGAAUUGCAGGGCCUGGAGACAUUGAAGAGAAAUAAGAUAUAUAGUUAUAAGCUCGCGCUUAUCUUUGAUGGACUGGAUGAGAGUGGACUGACUCUGGAUUUUGACAGUGGAAUGGUUGCGUGUGUUGAGGAGCGAUCAUCUGUAGAUCAACUGUUUUCAAGUCUGGUGAACGGGACUCUGCUUCCAUCAGCGCUCGUCUGGGUGACAUCACGACCAGCAGCAGCCAAUCAGAUCCCUCCUGAGUAUGUCGGGUUGUUCACAGAGGUGCGUGGAUUCACUGACCAGCAGAAGGAGGAGUACUUCAGAAAGAGAAUCAAAGAUGAGACUUAGGCCUCCAGAAUCAUCUCACACAUUAAGAAAUCUCGAAGUCUCUACAUCAUGUGCUACAUUCCCGUGUUCUGUUGGAUCAUAGCCACUGUUCUUCAACACUUCUCCACUGGAAACAAUGCAGAGAACAUCAACACAACACUCACUGAAAUGUACAUCCACUUCCUGCUGAUACAGAUGAACAUGAAGAGCCAAAAGUGUGACAGAAAAACAGAAAGAGAACGUACUAAGCUUGAUUCCAAUAAAACAACAAUAUUGAAGUUAGCCAGGUUAGCGUUUGAACAACUAAAGAAGGAAAAUAUUGUGUUCUAUGAGGAAGAUCUGAAAGCAUGUGGUAUUGAUGUGAGUGAAGACUUUGAGUCCACAGGAAUGCUGACUGAGAUCUUUCAGAAAGAAGCUGGACUUCACGAGAUGAAGGUCUUCUGCUUUGUGCAUCUUAGUGUUCAAGAGUUCCUCGCUGCAGUCCAUGUGUUCCUCUGCUACCUGAACAAGAACAUGGAGGAACUUCAGUUUUUCAUUGAAGAACCACAAAACAGAUAUUUGUUUCUUCCUCAGCUUAAAUUACACAAAACCCAUAAAAAUAUUGUUUUACCUAAAUUACUAAAGAAGGCUGUUAACAAAGCAAUGCAAAGUCAGAAAGGACAUUUUGAUCUAUUUUUACGGUUUCUGCUGGGUAUUUCACUGGAAACGAAUCAGAAACUGCUCAGAGGCCUAUUCACAAACACUGAAGACAGCAAAUACAGUGCCACAGAAGUAACUCAGUACAUUACAGAACAAUUAAAAAGCCAGGACAUCUCACCUGAAACUUCAGCCAACAUGUUCUACUGCUUACUGGAGCUCAAAGACAAUUCAUUAAAUACAGAAAUCCAAAGAUACUUCAGAUCAUCUCCAGGAAGGAGCCUCUCAUCUUCCAUGUGCUCCUUGCUGGCCUAUACACUAAUGAUGUCAGAGGAUGUGCUGGAUGAGUUCAACCUGAAUAUGUACGAGACCACAUGGGGAGGCUACAUGAGUCUCUUGCCAGCUGUGAGAUGCUGCAGAAA
This is a messenger RNA of Cyprinus carpio (common carp), 2359 nucleotides long. Its product is annotated as NACHT, LRR and PYD domains-containing protein 6-like. The record is from RefSeq and is a predicted model, not a curated record. The coding region runs from base 240 to 1322 and encodes 360 amino acids. Lineage: Eukaryota; Metazoa; Chordata; Actinopteri; Cypriniformes; Cyprinidae. The transcript has 3 exons.